Fraxinus pennsylvanica is the source of this 1128-nucleotide messenger RNA. NCBI's taxonomy places the organism in Eukaryota, Viridiplantae, Streptophyta, Magnoliopsida, Lamiales, Oleaceae. The record is from the annotation of a GenBank genome assembly.
AUGAGUUUUAUAAAAGAGCAAGAAAAUAGUACUGUUGCUGAUACUAAAGAUCGCACGUGCGACUUCUGCGGAGAAACCAAGGCCCUUUUGUACUGCAGAGCUGAUUCCGCUAAGCUCUGUUUGAGUUGCGACAGGGAAGUGCACUCGACAAACCCGUUGUUCAAGAAACACACACGUUGUCUCCUUUGCGACAAAUGCGAUUCUUCGCCUGUUUCUAUAUACUGUUGUACUGAAUCCUUGGUGCUCUGUCAGAACUGUGACUGGGAGAAGCAUGAUAAUUUGAGGUUAAUCCAUGAUCGUCGUCCAAUUGAGGGGUUUAUUGGGUGCCCAUCAGUGAGUGAGUUGAUGAGUAUAUUGGGGUUUGAAGAUUUGGGGAAGAAAAAUUUGUUGGGUGAUGGGAAUGAAGGUGGAAAUGAACGGUUGUUUUCAGAUUUUUUUAUUUGGGAGACUCCUUCGAUUGUGAGUCUUGAUGAUUUGAUUGUUUCGAGUGACAAUUGUGUUGAUGCUGGGCAUAGUUUUCAGGCUUUUGGUGUUCCUCCUUUACCUAAGAACCGAAAUGCUGCAUGUGGAGAACACAGGCAAGAAAUAGUUUGCCAACUUCGUGAAAUGGCAAAAACAGAACCUAACUUCGACGAUUUCGUGGAAGAUAUUAAACCCCAUUUUGAGCUGGAACCACAAGUACCUGGUGGAAACUUCCAGUUAAAGGAUAGCAGUCGAAACCUUGAACAUGAUAUAGAUCCAGCAACAGGUCCUUUUCACGAGUUUCUACUGUGCGGUGAUAGUGGUGAGGUUGCAGAUCAAGACUUUUCUUCUACCUUAUUAGGUAGCUACAUCGACACGAACCAUUUAGUACCUGAUAAAGAUUUAGAUGUUGGUGACAGUCCGUUUCAAUCAAAUGGAUGCCAAGAAGGACAAUCACGUGUUCCUGUUAAUUCUAAACCCUUGGAAGCAAUUCCUAAAGUGGCAGCACGUGAACUGAACAGCCAGGAAAGAGAUUUUGCUAUCUCACGGUACAAAGAAAAAAGGAAAACUAGGAGGUUUGAUAAGCACAUCAGAUAUGAGUCGAGGAAAGUACGCGCAGAGAGUCGAACAAGAAUCAAGGGGCGUUUUGCUAAGAUUGAACGCUGA